GCGAGUUUCUGUGUAUGAGGACCAGGACUUGGGCCCUUAAACGUGGGCUGAAUAUUCAAGACUCAGUGUCUGGGCUAUGCUGGGCCUGGGCCAAUAACGAAUAGUACGGCCCGUGUGGAAAACCAAACAUCAUUCCCUGAAGUGUUUACGGUUAAAAUUUACCCAAAUUGAGAAAUCAACGGCCGGGAUGUGAAAAUUCAUGCCUCAUCAUCACCAUCACAUCCAAAAACUCCACGCCCGCCUCAUAAAGACCGGCCACCACAACGACCAUCUCUCCCUCCGCCCCCUCCUCUUAUCAUGCGCCACCCUCUCCUUAUCCUACGCACGCUCCCUCCUCUACUCCAUCCCCUCCCCGGACGCCUUCGCAUGGAACACCCUCAUCCGAGCCCACGCCAACGCCACCACAACGAAAGCCGACUCCCCUCCUUCCAACGCCCUCAACCUGUUUGUUGAAAUGCGCCAAAGAGGCGUCUCUCCCGACCACUACACCUUCCCCUUCGCCCUCAAAGCCUGCGCUCGCCUCGCCUUCCUACAAACAGGCAAAGCGAUCCAUUCGCAAGCAGUAACGCUCGGUUUCGACUCCGACAUCUUUGUACAGAACACUCUUAUUCAUCUAUACGGGAAUUGCGGGCUUGUUGAGUCUGCAUGUCAGGUGUUCGACGAAAUGCCUCACAGGGAUUUGGUCUCUUGGUCGGCAACCAUUGCUUGCUUUGCGAACAAUGGGCUCGGAGAGGAAGCUCUGGCGGCAUUCCGGGAGAUGCAGGUUGCGACAAGUUUAAGGCCAGAUGAGGUGAUGAUGGUGAGCGUGGUUUCUGCUGUCUCGACCUUGGGAGCUUUGGAAUUGGGUAGAUGGGUGGAUUUCUAUGUUCGCAGGAGUGCAUUUGAUAUCACGGUUUCGAUGGGCACGGCGCUGAUUGUUAUGUAUUCGAAAUGCGGGUGCAUUGGAAGUGCGGUGAAGGUGUUUCGUGAAAUGCCGGAAAGAAAUGAAUUGACCUGGACGGCUCUGAUUAAUGGAUUUGCUCUUCAUGGACAGAGUAAAGAAGCACUGAGAACGUUUUAUGAAAUGAAACAAUCUGGAUUCCGACCGGAUUAUGUUACUUUUAUCGGAGUUCUUUCAGCAUGUAGUCAUGGAGGUCUUUUAGAACAAGGGUGGCAGUUAUUCAACAGCAUUAGGAGAGAUUACGGUAUUGAUCCGGGACUCGAGCACUACGGGUGUAUGGUUGACCUUCUUGGACGUGCAGGAUUACUCAACGAAUGCUAUGAUUUUAUAGAGAGAAUGCAGAUCGCACCGAAUUCGAUCAUCUGGAGAACUCUGCUUGGAGCUUGCGCGAAUUAUAGCAAUGUCAAGCUGGCAGAGCAUGUGAAGCGGAGGAUUUCAGAGCUCGAUCCUCAUCAUGACGGUGAUUAUGUGCUCCUAUCAAAUGCAUACGGUGGGUUGGGCCGGUGGGUUGAGAAGGCGGGGGUGAGGUGUUCGAUGCAAGAGAGGGGGAUUGGGAAGAGACCUGGGUGCAGUUUGAUUGAGGUUGAUCGGGUGAUUCACGAGUUUGUUGCCGGAGAUGAAUCGCACCCUCAAUCAAAAGAGAUCAACGAAAUGUUGGGCUUGAUCUUAGAGCAACUGAGGUCCGUGGGGUAUGCUCCAGACACGUCGAACGUGUUGUUUGACAUUGAAGAGGAAGAGAAGGAGCGGGCUUUGAGCUACCACAGUGAGAAGUUAGCGGUUGCGUUUGCGCUCCUUAGCAGCCAUCAUGGCAGAACAAUCAGAGUCGUGAAGAACCUUCGAAUUUGCCAUGACUGUCACAUUUUUAUGAAGCUUGUUUCAGGGAUUUUCCAUAGAGAAAUCAUCGUUCGAGACCGCAACCGCUUCCACCAUUUUAGAGAAGGAUUCUGUUCUUGCGGAGAUUACUGGUGAUUAAUAUUCAAUCUCAAUGGUUGGGCAGGAGUUAACAGAGCUGUUUCUUCUUUUUGUUUUGAGUGGUUGUGACAUAGAUGGGGUCAUUAAGGAUUGUUAUGAGAUUUCAGGGGGAAACUUGAUUUUGGAAUAUUCUCUUUAGAAGGAACUUGAAGGAUGAGGAGAUGGUUCAAUAGAUCGUUGGGGCUUUUAGAGAAGGUUUUGAUGGACAGAGAAACAGAAGAUGGAAGAACUUGAGAGUUCCUUUAAAAAAAUGACGAUUGUAUUCAUUAAGGAAAAAAUAAAUAAAUAAAAGCAAUACAAGCAUAUUAUUACAGGCCCAUGCACAAGUGAUCCUCUCGUCACUCGGAGAUUUAUGGCCACCAGAAAACAUACAACAGGUAAAAGAGAAGCAAAGAAAAACAUAAGAGACCUGUAAAUGAGAGGUUGCUCCAACCCACGUCGAAAACCCCAAAAUUCCACAGAAUAUCCACCUCAGAGCACCCAAAAAUGCCUCUUUGUGAGCACCCAGUUGGUCUGAGGAGGAAUUGGUUAUUUGGUGUCUCAAGUAAGGUGGGUGAAUAUCAUUCUGGGUGGAAAGGUUUGUUCGAGAGUAAACGUAAGGUUCUUUGGGAACUAGUUCUGCUAGCCAUUCUUUGGAGGAUUUGGAAGGAGAAGAACCGACAUAACUUUGAAGAUGAAGUGAAGACUGUAUCUUGGGCCAAUCUAAUAAAGUGUUUCUAAUAUUCUCGUUCAGGAGAUACUAGCUAGGUGGAAUUGUUGGAUCUUCGGUGUCAAAGACCUGGACCCGUGAUGUUGAAGACCGUGACUAGGUAGGUUGGUGGAGUCUGGGGUUCUAGCUAAUCCUUUUGAGACUUAGCCAUGCUUCUCAAUCUCAAGGCCUGUUUCGCUUGGAUUGGAUAGCUUCUAUCCAUCUUGUUUUGAGCAGGAGAUGAAAAGAAAGAAAUCUACAUAUGGAAGGCCUGGAUGGAGAAGUUAUGGAGAGAACAAACACUUUGUGUUUCAAGAUCACAAAUCAUUUUAUCAAAGGUUGGAAUUGCAGUAAUUCUCUUCUAGUAAAUCAGUUUCCUUUGUUAGUUUUGAAUAAGUUCAGUGCAGAAAUGAUCACAUACAUGCACUAUAUGUUAACUUUCAUAUACUAGUGUCUUUCCCAUCAAUGUGUCACUUGUAUAGAAAGCAUUCACCUGAGCAAAAGGUGACCCUGUGCCAUGAA
This is a messenger RNA of Magnolia sinica, 3122 nucleotides long. RefSeq names its product pentatricopeptide repeat-containing protein At5g48910-like. Gene Ontology annotation, biological process: RNA modification. Bases 200 to 1909 code for a protein of 569 amino acids. Gene Ontology annotation, molecular function: zinc ion binding; protein binding; RNA binding. The record is from RefSeq and is a predicted model, not a curated record. The transcript is spliced from 2 exons. Lineage: Eukaryota; Viridiplantae; Streptophyta; Magnoliopsida; Magnoliales; Magnoliaceae.